AUGGACAGAAAGCCAUGCACCCAAGCCAAAGAAAUCUUGCCGUUCCGGCUUGUCAAUUUUAAUUUUGACACUGUGAAAGUGAUGUGGAAUGCAAGCAGCCUCCCGGGGACCAAUCUGAGCUUUUUCUACAGUUUUGGAAGUGUGUGGGUCAAGCCAUGUCCCCACUACCUCCUCGACCAAGGCUAUGUGACCGCAUGCGUCCUGGACGUGGAACCUACAGAAGAAGGGGACAAGGAUGUCGUGCUUGACUUCAGCCUCCAUAACUGGACCCACACUCUCCUGAACGAAAGCUUGUGGAUCAGCAAUUUCUUGAAGCCCAACUCCACCAAGGACUUGACCUUCCUGUGGACACAAGAAGCCGUCACGGUGACAUGUUCUGAUCUCGACUAUCAGGGCCUCUACUAUGAGAUUCAGUACAAGAGCACCUUUGAUUCUGAGUGGCAGUCCGCCAAGGAGGAGACGUGCCGUGUGACCAUCAGGAACCUGGACAUGGACAAGUGCUACUUGUUCCGGGCCCGGGUGCAGACCAAGCCGUCCAGCUACGGCUCAGAGACCUACCCCAGCGACUGGUCGGAAGUGACCCGGUGGCAGAGGGGACGGAGGACAGAGAUGGCCUGGGCACUGUCUAUUUCUUCUGAUCUCUGCAUCCUGCAGGUCAAAGAUCAGAUGGACAGCCUGGAAAGCUGUGACCACGCUGGCUUUGCCAAAGGGACCAGUGGCAAUAUGAGUCCCCACAUUCAUUCCAGCAUGAAGAACGUCCUAAUGCCAACCGUGCCAGACCCGAAAUUCUCCUUCCCUGGGCUCUUUGAGGACCACAGAGGAAACUUCCAGGAGUGGAUGAAGGACACCCAGGACAUGGUGGAGGUGCGUAAGCUGGACAACGGAGCGAAUGAAGAAGACAGUAUCCUCCUGGACACCCUGCUGGUGGCCCAGCUGGCCAAGGGUGAGGUGGAUGCGCCCACAGCGGGGACAUUGUACCCACAGAUGGAGCUGGACAAGGCCGAGGAGCCCCACAAGAGUGCCCAGAGGACCCCUCAGCGAGGGGACAUGGUGACCCUGGAUUUUUCCUCGAUAUUUAUCGUCACUGUCGAGGAGUCACGACCCCUGAGCUUCCCCGACGGCUCCAGCAGACGAGUGUCCGGAGCGGCCCUGCUCCCGGGUGUCCACGGGCCGGGAG
This is a messenger RNA of Elephantulus edwardii (Cape elephant shrew), 1177 nucleotides long. It is a transcript of the gene CRLF2, whose product is annotated as cytokine receptor-like factor 2. Lineage: Eukaryota; Metazoa; Chordata; Mammalia; Macroscelidea; Macroscelididae. The annotation marks the transcript as partial. Gene Ontology annotation, cellular component: external side of plasma membrane. The record is from RefSeq and is a predicted model, not a curated record. Gene Ontology annotation, molecular function: protein binding; cytokine receptor activity. The transcript is spliced from 9 exons. Gene Ontology annotation, biological process: cytokine-mediated signaling pathway.